CAGCGUGGCGGUGGGGUUUUAAGCAGCCCGUUUCAUCUGCUGCUGCUGCUGCUGCACCAACGUUAUUUUCCUCCCCGUUUUCUUCUUCUUUUUAAAUCUGUGCAUUAAAAUAAAGAAGCCACAAAGAUGCCAGCUGAUACCAUGGAGAAACCGACGGCGUCCCCUCUUGCAGGAGCACCUGCCAGUUCUAGCCAGACGCCGGACAAGCCCAAAAGUGCCAGCGAACACAGAAAGUCUUCCAAACCAAUCAUGGAGAAGCGACGUCGUGCAAGGAUUAACGAAAGUUUGGGCCAACUCAAGACCCUCAUCCUAGAUGCCUUGAAAAAAGAUAGUUCCAGACACUCAAAGCUAGAGAAAGCGGAUAUUCUGGAAAUGACGGUAAAGCACCUGAGGAACCUCCAAAGAGCCCAGAUGACAGUUCUGAGUGCUGAUCCUACCGUUCUAGGCAAAUACCGAGCCGGAUUUAAUGAGUGCAUGAACGAAGUCACCCGUUUCCUCUCCACCUGCGAAGGGGUGAACACAGAAGUCCGCAGCAGGCUGCUGGGUCACCUCUCCACAUGCCUGGGUCAGAUUGUGGCCAUGAAUUAUCCCGCUCCACCACCACCACCACCACCUCCAACCACGAGCGGACAGCCUGCACAUCUGGCUCAACCUCUGCAUGUACAGUUGCCAGGCCCAGCAGCAGGAACUGGGGCGAUGCCGGUGCCCUGCAAACUUAACCCUGCCGAAACCCUCUCCCCGAAGGUCUAUGGGGGAUUUCAGCUGGUGCCAGCUACUGACGGACAGUUUGCUUUUCUCAUCCCAAACCCUGCGUUCCCACCUGGCACAGGGCCCGUGAUCCCUCUUUAUGCCAAUGCAAACAUGCCAGUUUCUGCCGGCAGCUCAACAGCAACUCCUUCCAUGUCCCCAGUGCAAGGGCUCACAUCCUUUGGGGGAAACUUAGUGCCUGUCUCCCAAGCCGGAGGGGAACGCAGCGAAACUGUCUGGAGACCUUGGUGACUUUCCUCUGACACGCACAUAUAUCCAAGAGACUCUGAAUUUGGUUCCGUUGUAUGGAACCUGGACUCCUCUAUAUUUUUUUGUUGGUUGCAUUUCCCCCAAAAUCUAUUUAUUCAUUUCCAAAGGUUGAGAUUUCAGUUUGUGUUUUUACGGCUUUUUUUUUAAUUAAAACAAAACAUGUUAUGUGAACUACUUAUGUGAAAUACUUCUGUUUAUUAAAACCUAAGGAAAGUCUUAGUUUUGUAUCAAAUAUUCCCACAUACUAUGCCAAAGCAUUUUUUUGUGAGUCUGUGUAUGUCUGAGGUUUUGUUUUUAAAGAGCAUUCGAAGAUGUUUGUACAAA
Molecule: messenger RNA, 1341 nt
Organism: Elgaria multicarinata webbii
Lineage: Eukaryota; Metazoa; Chordata; Lepidosauria; Squamata; Anguidae
Gene: HES4
Product: hes family bHLH transcription factor 4
Exons: 4
Coding region: 127-999 (290 amino acids)
Biological process (GO): regulation of transcription by RNA polymerase II; regulation of neurogenesis; anterior/posterior pattern specification
Cellular component (GO): nucleus
Molecular function (GO): protein dimerization activity; DNA-binding transcription factor activity, RNA polymerase II-specific; RNA polymerase II cis-regulatory region sequence-specific DNA binding
Source: RefSeq, a predicted model, not a curated record